Octopus sinensis (East Asian common octopus) is the source of this 4049-nucleotide messenger RNA. RefSeq names its product multiple epidermal growth factor-like domains protein 6. The record is from RefSeq and is a predicted model, not a curated record. Gene Ontology annotation, molecular function: scavenger receptor activity; calcium ion binding. NCBI's taxonomy places the organism in Eukaryota, Metazoa, Mollusca, Cephalopoda, Octopoda, Octopodidae. The transcript is spliced from 24 exons. Bases 206 to 3736 code for a protein of 1176 amino acids.
AGAUCAAAGUGGAGAUCGUUGAUAGCUGUCUGACCAAUUCUGGUGGCUGUGGCCAUAAAUGCACCCACACUCGAUCAGGACCUGUCUGUUCCUGUAACACGGCUAUCUACUUCAAGCCGAUGGAAAAUCAUGCGAAGAUAUCAAUGAAUGCCUGGAUGAGGAUCAUUGCUGUUCACAGUCCUGUUAUAACAACCCAGGAUCGUACAUGUGCGGAUGCACAGCUGGCUUCCGUUUGAAAAGAGAUAGUUGUGGCUGUGAAGAUGUUAACGAAUGUCUCAAUGACAAUGGAGGCUGUGAAGAGCAGUGCGUCAAUUCCGAAGGGUCGUACCAAUGUAUCUGUAGAGUUGGCAAGCUGUUGGCUCGAGACGGCCGCACCUGUAUACUUAAAAUCUCCAGAGGAGAUACCCCAGUAACCCCUGAAUCAACUGCUUCUACCCUCACACACUCAGACACACAGUCACAUGAGAGAGUACCCACUAACCCUAAAGAAUGUGAGAUUGGUUAUUUCGGACCAAGCUGCCAUUUUACCUGCAGUAAUUGUAUGAACGGUGGACAGUGCAAUGAAGCCAGAGAUGGUUGUCUCUGUAAACCUGGAUUCCAAGGAAUUCUUUGCAACAACACAUGUCGCCAGGGUACAUUUGGCAUUGACUGCAACAGACUGUGUACUUGUCAAAAUGGAGGGACUUGCAACCCAGAAACAGGUGGAUGUACAUGUCCUCCGGGUAUUAAAGGUGUAAGCUGUGAAAUUGGUUGCUCACCUGGUUACUAUGGUGAGAACUGUGACAAGAGGUGUCCGCAGCAGUGUCCAGAAGGUUACUGUAAUCGUAUGUUAGGUAACUGUGAAUGCGAACCAGGAAUGUUUGGUCCAUUGUGUAAUCGGAAGUGUCCAGACUUCUCCUGGGGUCGCAACUGUAUUCAAGAAUGUGCUUGUAACCAGAAACAUAGUUCGGGAUGUGAUCCUAAAAAUGGUAAAUGUAUAUGUCUUGCUGGAUACCAAGGAAUCAGUUGUAACCAAAAAUGUCCAGAAAACAGAUAUGGCAUUAAAUGUCAAAGAACAUGUAAUUGUCCAAAAGAGACAACUUGUGAUCAUGUGGGUGGAGAAUGUAAAUGGAAUUGUCCAGCAGGUCGGACAGGGUUCAGGUGCCAGAAAGUCUGUGAACGAGGAAAAUAUGGAAGGAAUUGUUUGAAACACUGUGAAUGUGGCAACAGUGGCUGUAGUCCUGAGACUGGAGCAUGUCUCUGUGAAGCCGGACACCAUGGCAGACAUUGUCUACAAGAAUGCAAAAAAGGGCGUUGGGGUAUAAAUUGCCUUAAUGUCUGUGAAUGUGAAAAUGGUGCUUCCUGCGACCCUGCUACAGGAGAAUGUAUAUGUCGACCUGGCUGGUUCGGUCUCUCAUGUGAACAAGAAUGUCCUAGGGAGAGAUACGGAGAGAAAUGUCUAGAACGGUGCCGAUGUGAGAACAAUGCAACCUGUAUUGCAACAAAUGGUUCCUGUAUUUGCCAACCAGGAUGGGUUGGACAAGUUUGUGACAGAAUGUGUGCCCCUGGAACUUAUGGUGUAAAAUGCCGUAGCAAAUGCAUCUGUCAGAACAGUGCCGAAUGUGACCCAGUGACUGGAGAGUGUAUUUGUUCUCCAGGCUGGACAGGAGUUGGUUGUAACGAACGAUGUCCCCAAAACACAUACGGCCCUGGAUGUUCAAUGAGAUGCGCUUGUGAAAACGGAGCCUACUGUGACCACAUCCAUGGUGUCUGUAUCUGUACAGCAGGUUGGCGAGGCAAGAUUUGCAACAAAGCCUGCCCCGAGGGCUUCUAUGGCAUUGAAUGUCUAAAGAAAUGUGAAUGCAGAAAUGGAGCACAGUGUGACUACGUGACUGGGGUGUGCAGCUGUGCCCCAGGAUGGAUGGGGAACAAGUGCACAACCCCUUGUCCAGAGGAUACCUAUGGAAAGGACUGUGAAGAGUUCUGUGACUGCCUCAAUGGUGGGAACUGUGAUGCUGUAUCUGGAAUUUGCAUUUGCAAACCUGGAUAUAUGGGCAGACAGUGUGAAAAAGUCUGCACUGCUGGGUUCUUUGGAAUUGGUUGCCAACAACGCUGCCGGUGUCUAAAUGAAGGAGAUUGCAACCCUAUCAAUGGUUCCUGUAACUGCAAAAGUGGUUGGAUGGGAAAAUCUUGUGAAAAACGAUGUCCCAGAAACACGUACGGACGCAACUGUGAACAGCUUUGUCGCUGUGCCAAUGGUGGAGACUGUGAUCCAGAAACAGGGGAAUGUAGUUGUGACGAUGGUUACACUGGAAGAUUCUGUGAAAACAAAUGUUCAAGAGGUUUCUUUGGGAAAAAUUGUGAAAAUAAAUGUAAAUGCAAGAACAAUGCCAGCUGCCAACAUACGACGGGUCGCUGUUUGUGUACGACAGGAUGGAGGGGAAGACACUGUGAUAAAGUCUGUAUUCCAGGGUUUUAUGGUGAAGAAUGUUCCAAAAUGUGUAAAUGCCAUAAAGGUGAACCUUGUGACCAUAUUACUGGCAAAUGUAAUUGUCCACCAGGGUAUACAGGACACGGCUGUCAUCAAACAUGUCCACCACGCACCUAUGGUGCCGGGUGCAAGAAAAAAUGCAACUGCGGUCGGAAGUCAGUCUGUGACCACGUUACUGGCAAAUGCACCUGUAAAUCUGGACGGAAAGGCAAAGAUUGUAACCGAAGUAAAACAUUUAAAAUCAAGAGGAAAAUGAAGAAACAGAAAAUGGCAAAAACAACACCAAGUCCUGAACUUCAUGGAGGUUGCAAAGAAAAUGAAUUUGGUCCUGGAUGCAACCGAGUCUGUGAGUGCCAGAAUGGCGGUCAUUGUGAUGAAGUGAGUGGAGAAUGUAUCUGUCUUUUGGGAUGGAUUGGAGCAACAUGUGAACAGCCUUGUCCUACUGGUCGUUAUGGAUUGAACUGCACAGAAGUUUGUCAGUGCCAACAUGGUGGAAUCUGUGAUCCCCGAUCAGGGAGAUGUUCCUGUCCAGCUGGACACAUGUCAAAAUAUUGUGAAACAUCUUGUCCCCCAAACAAGUAUGGCAUCAACUGUGAGAAUGAUUGCCAAUGUGGGAAGGCUGGCAUUUGUAAUCCACAGGAUGGAACAUGUCAGUGUAAAAUGGGCUGGAGUGGCGAAACUUGUGAAGAAUCCUGUCCAUCUGGUCGAUAUGGUCCCAACUGCAUACACACAUGUCAGUGUCAAAACAAGGGAACGUGUGAUCCAGUCACAGGGUGUUGUACCUGUGCAAAUGGCUUCUAUGGACAACUCUGUGAAAUUCAGUGUCCUCCAGGAUCUCACGGUUUCUAUUGUAAAGAACGGUGUGACUGUGAAAAUGGAGCAUUGUGUGAUCCAGCCACGGGACAAUGUAAAUGCAAGCCCGGAUUCAUAGGAAAUCGCUGUGAAAAAGAAUGUGAACCAGGGACCUUUGGUUUACACUGUCAAGAGAAAUGUGACUGUGCUUCUUAUGGCUGCAACCCAGUCACAGGGGAAUGCAAAUGUCCCUCAGGAUACACUGGACCCAGGUGUGAAACAGCAUGUUCUGAAGGACGCUAUGGUCCAAACUGUCGCUACGUCUGUGAGUGUGACAACUCUGGAACGUGUGACCCCAUGUCAGGUCACUGUAACUGCCUAGACGGUUGGAUUGGUGCUAAAUGUGAACUCACAACAGAAACUUCAGGCACGCGGCGUGGAGAUGUACAUUGGACUGACCACUAUAGCAAGUAGCAGAACAUGACUUUCAAACUGAGACAGAUGUGAUAGCAUAACCUACAUAUCUUGUACAAAAUGCUUGACCGCCAGAUCAAAUUUGACAGCAGGCAGUGGACAUCAAGAAGAACAUAUGACAAACAGCCAUGGCAUACACACACACAUAGAUUACACAGCACACACACUCACCAUAAAGACUCAGUCACAGACACACACACACACACAUGUAUGUAUGCAGACACACACAGAUUGGAAAAGUCUUUUUGUGGAAGACCUUGGAUUCUUAUGGAACCAUUUUUGUUACCAAACCACUGCCACCUCAAAAGGAGAU